Molecule: messenger RNA, 2490 nt
Organism: Psilocybe cubensis
Lineage: Eukaryota; Fungi; Basidiomycota; Agaricomycetes; Agaricales; Agrocybaceae
Exons: 17
Coding region: 1-2490 (829 amino acids)
Biological process (GO): ketone body biosynthetic process; L-leucine catabolic process; protein phosphorylation
Molecular function (GO): hydroxymethylglutaryl-CoA lyase activity; ATP binding; protein kinase activity
Source: RefSeq, a predicted model, not a curated record
AUGGGCACCUCACAAAGCCGAACGAGUAGUGAAGGUAGCAGCAGCAAAACCAUCGACCGCCUUAAACGGUACUCACGCGCCGACCUAAAGUCGCCCCUGAAGGCGGCAUUCGGCCGACAUAAAGGAGGAGCAGGCGAGAACGGAACGUCGGAUGGUGCGACGACGACGAGUGACUAUGAGACGCCAAUAUAUGAAGCCAAACCACAGCAGCAUCCCCAACAAACACCUUUGCCCCAGACAGCAUCCAUGCCUGCUACAGUUCCGUGUCAGAUCUCGUUCUCAUCGUUCUGCUCGCUCGCACCUCGCCAGUACCGCACCGGAAAGACGCUCGGGAGCGGCACCUAUGCCAUUGUGAAGGAGGCGAUUCAUGUCGAGACUGGGAAAUACUUUGCUUGCAAGGUCAUCAACAAAAGGCUUAUGGAAGGACGCGAACAUAUGGUUCGCAACGAGAUCGCCGUGCUAAAGCGCGUGUCCAGUGGACAUCGGAACAUCGUCACCCUUCACGACUACUUUGAAACUGCCCACAAUCUCUACCUCUGUUUCGACUUGUGUACCGGCGGAGAACUAUUUGACCGAAUUUGCGCCAAGGGAAACUACUACGAAGCCGACGCCGCCUCCCUCAUUCGCACCAUCUUCAUCGCUGUUCGCUAUAUCCAUGACUCUGGCAUCGUGCAUCGAGAUCUCAAGCCGGAAAAUUUGCUAUUCCGCACGCCUGCUGAAGAGGCCGACAUUAUGAUUGCUGAUUUUGGGCUGAGCAGAAUAAUGGAGGAAGAGAAAUUGAAUCAAUUGACUGAGAUAUGCGGAACACCAGGGUACAUGGCCCCUGAGAUCUUCAAAAAGACUGGCCACGGAAAACCCGUCGAUGUGUGGGCAAUGGGAGUCAUUACCUAUUUCCUACUUGCGGGAUACACGCCAUUUGAUCGCGACAAUCAACAACAAGAGAUGGAAGCCAUCAUCGCCGGAGACUACAAGUUUGAACCGGAAGAGUACUGGCAGAACGUAUCUGAAACCGCAAAAGACUUUGUCAGAACGUGUUUGACCGUCGACCCUCUGAAACGACCAACAGCAGCUGAAGCCUUGCAGCACAAGUGGCUUGCUGAUGACAAACCUCACUUUGUACCUGAUCCUACGCGUGAAGACGGUGGUCCCGCUGAUCUCCUGCCUAAUGUCAAGAAAGCGUUUAAUGCCAAGCAGCUCUGGCGCAAAGCUACCUCUACUAUCAAAGCUGUGAACAGAAUGGCCCUGCUUGCACAUGCUGACACCGGUAUUGCGCAGAUGAGAGAAAACCUUGACAAAUACAAGGAAGAGUCGCGAAGAGAAAACCUUGAGACGGUGGAUAUCACCUAUCAGGCAGGAACUGUGCAUAAAGAUUCUUCCACCAAGGAUAGCGAGGAUCUCUCAAAUAAGAUGGCCAGAAUAUAUUUUUGUUUCGUGUCGCAACUUACUAUCAAUCGCGCUUAUAAGUUGCCGGGCCGACGGCGGUAUGGGUCAAUACCAGGCUCUCCUCCUAAAAGAAACGAGGUCAAUAUCGUGGAAGUUGGCCCCAGAGAUGGGUUGCAGAACGAGAAGGGCGCUAUCAUACCUGUUGACGUCAAGAUAGACUUGAUCAACAGACUGGCUCGCGCUGGGGUUACGAAUGUCGAAGCUGGCAGCUUCGUCAGUCCGAAAUGGGUGCCGCAGAUGGCAGGAACGCCGGAUGUGCUCAAGGGGAUCGAUAGGCUCCCGAAUGUGCAUUAUGCCGUCCUUGUCCCGAAUCAGAAGGGGCUGGAAGAUCUUUUGGCGUUGUUGGAGCAGAAUCCGGCGUCUCCUCCGUUGACGGAUGAGGUCUCGGUCUUUACGGGCGCGACGGACGCGUUUUCGAAGGCGAAUACGAAUUGUACUGUUGCGGAAUCGCUGGAACGGUUGAGGGUCGUGACGAGGACGGCGCUUGAUCGCGGCUUGAGGGUGAGGGGGUAUGUGAGUGUGGUGAUUGUGUGCCCGUUCUCGGGAAGGGUGGAUUAUAGGCGGGUUAGGGAGGUCGCGAAGGAGUUGAUUGAUAUGGGGUGUUAUGAGGUUAGCCUUGGGGAUACAGUGGGUCAGGGAAGGCCGCAUGAUAUCGCGGAGAUGCUGGAAGAGGUUAAGAAGGACAUUCCGGUGUCCAAGUUGGCAUUCCAUGAUACAUAUGGUACUGCUGUAGCCAACAUCUUUGCGGCUCUUGAACACGGCGUCCGUACGUUCGACUCCUCCGUGGGUGGACUUGGAGGAUGUCCCUACUCCCCCGGUGCUACAGGAAAUGUUGCGACCGAGGACGUGCUUUACGCGCUUCAGGAGUCAAAGUACCAUGUUGUUGGCUCAUCAUACGGUGGUGGGACCAUUGAUCUGGAGAAGAUAUCGGAUAUUGGAUGGUGGAUCAGCGAAAGAUUGGGUCGCGAAAAUAUCAGUCGGGUCAGCAGGGCUAUCCGAGCACGGAGAAAGAGAGAGGAAGAGAAACGUUUGAAGAGUAAAUUGUAA